UCUCAUUUGAGUAAUGCAACAAACAAUGUCGAGAUUUAGGAUACUACCACUGUCCAUUUUCCUCUGUUUUGUUAGCUUGUUCUUCUGCACAGAGUCUUUUACGCACCAAAAUGGCGUCGUUCCGAGCUUUGACCCGUCGUAUUCGUCUCCACUUCUGGUCAAGAAGGAUCAACGCACGUCAGUCGUCGCGACGGAGUUUGGAAAUAUAUCAGCCGUUCAGAUCGGUGAUGGAUACCAUAUUCAGUUCAUAACAUUGGAGCCAAACGCACUUUUGCUUCCACUUCUUCUCCAUUCCGACAUGGUUUUCUUUGUUCACACUGGGACUGGGAUUCUGAAUUGGAUCGAUGAGGAGAGCGAGAGGAAGUUAGAAUUAAGACGGGGAGAUGUUUUCAGGCUACGUUCCGGUACAGUCUUCUAUGUACAUAGCAACGAGAAACUUAGGGUUUACGCAAUCUUUAAUGUGGGGAAGUGUUUAAACGAUCCAUGUCUUGGAGCCUACUCGAGUGUUAGAGACCUUUUAUUGGGUUUCGACGAUAGAACUCUCCGGUCAGCUUUUGCGGUUCCUGAGGAUAUUUUGAGGAAGAUAAGAGACGCAACAAAACCUCCGUUGAUUGUAAAUGCUCUACCGAGAAACAGAACACAAGGCUUGGAGGAGGAUAAGUGGCAAUCACGGCUUGUUAGGCUCUUUGUCAGUGUUGAAGACGUGACUGAUCACCUGGCUAUGAAACCAAUCGUUGAUACUAAUAAAAAGAAAUCAAGAACGUUCAAUGUUUUUGAGGAAGACCCGGACUUUGAGAACAACAACGGGCGGAGCAUAGUGGUAGACGAGAAGGAUUUGGAUGCUUUAAAGGGUUCAAGAUUUGGGGUUUUUAUGGUUAAUCUAACUAAGGGAUCGAUGAUAGGACCACAUUGGAACCCUAGUGCUUGCGAGAUAUCGAUUGUGUUAGAAGGGGAAGGCAUGGUUCGGGUGGUUAACCAACAGUCGUUGUCUUCUUGCAAAAACGAUAGGAAGAGCGAGAGCUUCAUGGUUGAGGAAGGAGAUGUUUUUGUUGUGCCGAAGUUUCAUCCGAUGGCUCAAAUGUCUUUCGAAAACAGUUCAUUUGUAUUUAUGGGGUUUAGCACAUCGGCGAAGACAAACCACCCUCAGUUCUUAGUAGGGCAAAGCUCAGUUUUAAAAGUAUUGGACCGGGACGUAGUUGCUGUGUCUUUCAACUUGAGUAAUGAGACUAUCAAGGGACUCUUGAAAGCUCAGAAAGAAAGUGUGAUAUUUGAGUGUGCGUCAUGUGCGGAGGGGGAGCUUUCAAAGCUUAUGAGGGAGAUUGAAGAGAGGAAGAGACGUGAGGAGGAAGAAAUUGAGCGAAGACGGAAAGAAGAGGAGGAAGCAAGGAAAAGAGAAGAAGCUAAGAGACGAGAGGAAGAGGAAGCUAAGAGACGUGAAGAGGAAGAAACUGAGCGUAAAAAGAGAGAAGAAGAGGAAGCAAGAAAGAGAGAAGAAGAAAGGAAAAGAGAGGAGGAAGAAGCUAAGAGACGAGAGGAGGAACGAAAGAAACGUGAGGAGGAAGCCGAACAGGCAAGAAAGAGAGAAGAAGAAAGGGAGAAGGAAGAGGAAAUGGCGAAGAAACGAGAAGAAGAGAGGCAGAGGAAAGAAAGAGAGGAAGUGGAGAGGAAGAGACGUGAGGAACAAGAGAGGAAGAGACGUGAAGAAGAAGCAAGGAAGAGAGAAGAAGAGAGAAAGAGAGAAGAAGAGAUGGCAAAGAGACGAGAGCAAGAGAGGCAGAGGAAAGAAAGAGAGGAAGUGGAGAGGAAGAUACGCGAGGAACAAGAAAGAAAGAGAGAAGAAGAGAUGGCAAAGAGACGAGAGCAAGAGAGGCAGAAGAAAGAAAGAGAGGAAAUGGAAAGGAAGAAACGCGAGGAAGAAGCUAGGAAGAGAGAAGAAGAGAUGGCGAAGAUACGGGAGGAAGAGAGGCAGAGGAAAGAGAGAGAAGAUGUGGAGAGGAAGAGACGUGAAGAGGAAGCUAUGAGGAGAGAAGAGGAGAGAAAGAGAGAAGAAGAAGCGGCUAAAAGAGCAGAGGAGGAACGAAGGAAAAAAGAGGAAGAAGAAGAGAAGCGGAGAUGGCCGCCGCAGCCAAAACCACCCGAGGAAAUAUAGCGGUCGAGUCUUAAAAGCACAUAACUUUCUCGUUUUAAUAUUUUCGUGAGUGUUCGUUUUGUUCUUUAGCUUUUGUAAAUUGAGCAUCUAGCUAUGUAAAGUUUGAUGUUUUUGACAUAUGGUCAAAUAUGAGAUUGUGACAUAGCAUAAUGGAUGAGGUAGCUGAGGUGUGUUGAGAGAUCAAGUGAAGGCGAGAAGUAAGACGAAAGAGCAAAAAGAGAAUCAAGAUAAUUAAGUUGAAUAGUGAAGUAGCUGCAACCGAA
This is a messenger RNA of Arabidopsis thaliana (thale cress), 2412 nucleotides long. RefSeq names its product RmlC-like cupins superfamily protein. The transcript is spliced from 4 exons. Bases 14 to 2149 code for a protein of 711 amino acids. The record is from RefSeq and is marked reviewed. NCBI's taxonomy places the organism in Eukaryota, Viridiplantae, Streptophyta, Magnoliopsida, Brassicales, Brassicaceae.